UUCGUUGUUGCCCGCGGUCCAUCGAUAAAAUUCACAACAGUCGUUUUUCUUUCACCUAAUUUUCUUUUGAGUUCUCGAUUUUUAUUCAAAUCCUCAAAACAAUCAAGUGCUUCGCGUGCGUGACAAUUUCAAAGCGCAGCGCUCCCACCAGCUGGUCAUCGUCGUUGGCACUGCUAGCGACAGCGAGCGACACCGCCAUGUCGGUGUUCCACCCAAAACGGUUAACCGACGGACACGAAAUCGAACAGCAGAUGGACCAAGAUGGACAGGAUAGUGGUGAUAUUCUGCUGCAGACGUCCGGAACGGGGACCUUGGCGAACGUUAGUUGCAGAGAUAAGGAUUCCUCGGAGGAGCGAUCACCGCGACACAGAUCUACUAGAAGCUUCCAGCCGAAAAGGGUUUCUGAGCUGCCUCCGUUGGAAUCGGAAUCGGAUUCAGAUGACGAGAAUAAUUUGAACUGUGCAAUCUUAAACGAUUCAUUCCUGCUGACCCCUUCAAAAUGUCCUGAUGACAUGGAUAGUGUAGACAAGGCUCCGAAAUCCGUGGCGAUUCCGACACAGAAGGAAAAUGUACAUGCACGCCAAAGACUGGAGGAUAGGUUAAUUAGUACGGCAGGCCCAGAACCGCAUGAGAUGAAGGUUUUAAAACGGGUUCCCCUUUUGGAUCGAUGUCAGUUUUCCCUUCUUAACCAGAACGAUUCGAAAUGCUCGAAAACGCGAGACUCGGGUAUCAGUAGUACAACUUCGUCGGUGCUUUCCGCCGUAGAGCAGCCAGUGACAGAGAUUGGGAUCAAACCUACCAACAAGGACGAAGUGGACGAGGCAGAGCUUGGAAAGAGUCUACGGGAACAGAAAAUUCAAUCUCCUUCUAAGGAUCACCUGUUCGUGACGCCACGAGACAAGUUUCCACGGAGCCACGCUCGAGGAAUAUCCUCUCGAGUGAUUUCUUCGACAGCGGGUCGUAGUAAAUCUCGGACUACGUUGGAAGAUGAAUUCAAAUCUCAGAAGAUAUUAUUCGCAACGCCUUUGGCCACUGGUUUGUCCAGGCUUCCGGUGAACGCCAAUGAUAGCCUAUCGUUGUCCCUGGUCGAUACUCCCAUCAAAUCGAAAGACAGGCCACUGUCACCAAUCGUGGAACAGCAGCAGCCGGUGCGAGCUACGAAACGCUCGACGGAUGAACUUUUCCCAGCAACUCCGGGACCGGAAAAGCGACUAUCUCCGGAACCUGUACCACAUCCAUCGAAGGACGUUCCACCAGUAGCGGCGGAAGAGAAACGAACGACAGAGCAGCAGCAGCAGCAACAGACGAAGCCACUUCCAGUGAUUGCCAUCAACGGGAAGGAGUAUCAGGUGCUGAAGAAGCUGGGUUCUGGUGGGUCCAGUUCCGUGUUCCUGGCCAAACAGGUUGGCACCGGAGUGGAAUGUGCUCUGAAGUUGGUCAACCUUGAAGGCGAUGCCAGUCUUGUGGAGGGCUAUAUUAACGAGACGAAGCUGCUUGCCAAACUACAGGGAAACGAAAAUGUAGUGGCUCUGUACGAUUAUUGCCACCUUCCAGAAGCAAACCAGCUCUUUCUCGUCAUGGAGAAAGGCGACAGUGAUCUGCACAAAUUCCUUCAAAACUAUCAAAAGGACAUUCCCCUCUACACGCUGAUGCAGAUAUGGUACCAAAUGGUGCAAUGCGUUCACUACAUCCACGAGCACGGUGUCAUCCAUCUGGACCUGAAACCGGCCAACUUUCUCAUGGUCAAAGGACGCCUCAAGCUGAUCGACUUUGGCAUCGCCAGCAACAUCGCAUUCGAUUCUACCAGUAUUAUGAAAUUUUCCCAGGCGGGCACAUUCAACUACAUCAGCCCGGAAGCGUUGAUCGACACUGAGACUAGCCCUUCCAACUCGCAGCCAAAGAUCAAAAUGUCCAAGAAAUCCGACAUUUGGUCGCUGGGUUGCAUCCUGUACCUGCUGCUGUACAAAAAGACGCCCUUCGCUCACAUCAAGAACAUUCACAACAAGGUGAACACCAUUACCAAUCCGAACACGGUGAUCGAGUAUCCACCGCUACCCAUGUACUAUCCGGCCAUGUUGCUGGAAAUGCUGCAGAGGUGCCUCAAGUACGACGCCAAAGCGCGGGCUUCCACGACGGAGCUGCUACAGUAUCCGUUCGAUAUGGUGAUACCGAUCGGCACCAAGUGACGUAAGUUUGUUUUCUCCUGUCAGCAGGUGUCGAUCUGCUCUGUGUAUAGUAUUUUCUAGCAUUUAUCCUGUGUGCUGCAAAUAUUUAUUAUAUAUAUUGGCUAUUUCUACACAAACUAACAACGUGAACUGAAGGCACAAACAGAU
Ochlerotatus camptorhynchus is the source of this 2333-nucleotide messenger RNA. It is a transcript of the gene Mps1, whose product is annotated as Monopolar spindle 1. The transcript has 5 exons. The record is from RefSeq and is a predicted model, not a curated record. Gene Ontology annotation, molecular function: protein serine/threonine/tyrosine kinase activity; protein serine/threonine kinase activity; ATP binding. Bases 198 to 2186 code for a protein of 662 amino acids. Gene Ontology annotation, cellular component: nucleus; kinetochore. Gene Ontology annotation, biological process: chromosome segregation; mitotic spindle assembly checkpoint signaling; peptidyl-serine phosphorylation. NCBI's taxonomy places the organism in Eukaryota, Metazoa, Arthropoda, Insecta, Diptera, Culicidae.